Vespa crabro (European hornet) is the source of this 6016-nucleotide messenger RNA. RefSeq names its product spidroin-1-like. The record is from RefSeq and is a predicted model, not a curated record. The transcript is spliced from 5 exons. Bases 331 to 3978 code for a protein of 1215 amino acids. NCBI's taxonomy places the organism in Eukaryota, Metazoa, Arthropoda, Insecta, Hymenoptera, Vespidae.
AUGGUUAUUAAGCUAUUCGUUAUUUAAAAAUUCUCGUUUAUAACAACAUUAUAGCCUAUCGUAUCGAUUCAUCGAAAAAUAUCGGAAAGAAAAACGAGUCACGAUUGAGAUCGAUUGGCAAUUAUUGCCAGACGUAAAAUCCACUUGUCUGUCGUAUAUAAGAUGUUGUCUCGUGCAAGAGCUUCAGUCGUUCUUGACUCUCUGACCAUAGAGAUACUCUCGUUCGUAUAAAAGAAAAAAGAAAUCCAAAAAGAAGAAGAAAAAAGAACCAAAACGAAACGAAAGAAAUAUCGCGAGUGAUAACCAAUCGAACCACAAAGUGAGAACACCAUGAGAUUGUUCAGUUUCGUGCCAGUGUUGGUACUACUUUUCAUUCAAGAUUCCUUUGCUAAACCUGGUUUAAUUGGUGAUUUGACAUCAGGUUUAUCAAGUGGAAGUCUUUUGGAUCCACUUGGACUAUUUAGCAAAGGAGAUAAGAGUCAAGCUUCUGCCAAUAGCAAUGCUCAAUCAUUAGGUACCAAUUUGAAUCUUGGACCAUUGGGCGUGUCCGCCAAUUUGGCAUCGUCCUCGGCAUCAGCAACAGCCCAUGGGGGUGGUUCUGCAUCUGCCAAGGCAAAUUCUAAUGCUCAAAGUUAUGGUUAUAAUGGUGCCAGUGCUAACGCCAAUGCUAACGCCAACGCCAACGCCAACGCCAAUGCCAACGCCAACGCCAAUGCUGGAGCUUCAGCCAAUGGUGGUGCACAAGGCUAUGAUGGUUCUUCGAGUCUUUACAACGAUGGAUCUUUAAAUAACAAUGAUAUCACUGGCAACUAUAAUUUAAGACCAAGUGAACCUUAUUCGAACAAUAUCUUUCCUUCGAAUGGACAAUACGGCGGUUACGAUGGUUCCUCAUAUAAUUCUGGAAAUGCUCAGUCAAAUGCUAAUGCAAAUGCUGAUGCAUAUAGUGGUAGCAAUGGAGGUACUUUGCUUCCAUCAAAACCAAACCCAUCUUUAGGACCAACUUAUGUCGCUGAUUAUGGCCCAUCUUAUCCUCAGUACCAAGGAAAUAGUGGUAGUACUUCUGGAAAUUCAAAUGCAUAUUCUAGUGCCAAUGCAAAUGCAAAUACUAAUGUUAAUUCUGGUAGGACUGAGUAUGGAUAUAACAUACCCGAAUCAAUUCCUAUAAAUAUUCCACAAACGGUUCAACGACCACAACCUAUCUUACAUCAGAAACCUGCAAUAAUAAAUCAAUCUCCAUCAAACCCGAUAAUUCGGCAACCUAUACAAAAUUCAAAUGCUCAUUCCAGUGCCAGUGCAAAUGCAAAUGCUAAUGCUAAUGCUAAUAAGAUUGACCGUGGAUAUAUAGUACCAGUAAUCGAAUCCAUUCCUAUAAACGUUCCGCAAAAUAUUCAACGACCACAGCCUGUCCAACAAAGACCUGUAAUAAUAACUCGACCUCCACCAAACCCAAUACAUCAACAACCAAGACCGAUUAUUCAUAGUGUUCCUGAGUUACAUAAUUCAGCAACACUGCCAGUGGUUAUCGUCGAAGGUCCGCAACAACAACCAAUAAGCAGACCUGGUGUCUAUCCUCAACAUCGACCUCAUUAUCAUCAUCCACAUAGACCAAAGCAACAACCUAUUGAAAUCUUCGUUAUCGAUGGUGACAGCAUUCCGACUCAAGCUCAAGGUGGAUAUCAUGGCAAUUAUGGUGCAAAUUCAGGCGGAUCCGGGCAAUAUAAUGGAAAUUAUGGUUCUGGAACAGGUCAUAGAAGAGGAAAUCCUUUCCUAAAUGGUGGAUCAACUAGUAAUGCCAAUGCCGCAGCUAAUGCCAAUGCAAAUGCUAAUGCUAAUGCUGCUGGUCAAUCUGGAUCACUUGGAUAUAAUGGUGGAGGUGAAUAUCUUGGUAAUAUCGGAGCAAACAAUCCUUUCCUUAGUGGAUCUGGAAGUGCUGGAGCAAAUGCAAAUGCAAAUGCAAAUGCAAAUGCAAAUGCAAAUGCUAAUGCUAAUGCUCAGGGACACGGUCAAGGACAAAUUGGAGCACAGAAUCCUUUCUUAACUGGUGGAUCAAGUAAUCUUGGUGGAUAUGGCAGUCUUGGUGGAUCUAGCAAUCUUCAAACAGGGACAGGACAUUAUCAAGGACAUGUUCAAGGAAUACCUACCCAAAUUCCAUCAAAACCAAGCUGUGGUGGUUCUGGAUGUAACAACGGUCCUUCGAUAGUAAUAAUUGAUCAAAACAAACCUAAAGGUAUACCAACGACUCUACCAAAAGAAACAAAUUCUGGAUAUUAUGGUGGAAGCCAAGCAGGAAGUUCAGCGAAUUCUAAUACUGGAAGUUAUGCUGGUACACAAAAUCAACCUACCAAAGGUGCCCCAAUCAUUUUAAAUGGACCUAAUUAUGGUGGUCAGCCUAAAUAUCCAAGUACUGGAGAAUCAGGAUUCUUGGGUGGAAACUAUGGAAGUGGUAGCGGCUCUGCCGGAUCCAAUGCAAAUGCUAUUUCAUCGGCUAAUGCUGGAAGUUCUGGAUCUGGUACAGGUGGUUAUGGUGGACAGAGUAACGUACCAGUUAAAGGAAGUCCUAUUUUGAGUCUUGGAGGAUCUGGUUCAGGAAACUUGGGUGGUUAUGGAAGCGGUAGUGGCUCGGCAGGAUCCAAUGCAAAUGCUAUUUCAUCGGCUAAUGCUGGAAGUUCUGGAUCUGGAUCAGGUGGUUAUGGUGGGCAGAGUAACGUACCAGUUAAAGGAAGUCCUAUUUUUGGUCUUGGAGGAUCUGGUUCAGGAAACUUGGGUGGUUAUGGAAGCGGUAGUGGCUCGGCAGGAUCCAAUGCAAAUGCUAUUUCAUCGGCUAAUGCUGGAAGUUCUGGAUCUGGAACAGGUGGUUACAAUGGACAAGAUGGAUAUGGCGGAGGAUAUGGCGGUGGUUCAUCAGGUGGUUCUGGAUCUGGAAGUGGAGGAUUCGGUGGAAGUAUUGGCGGAGGUGCUUUAGGAGGAAGUUCUGGAUCUGGAAGUGAAGGAUUCGGUGGAAGUACUGGUGGAGGUGCUUUAGGAGGAAGUUCUGGAUCUGGAGGAUCAGGAUUCGGUGGAAGUACUGGUGGAGGUGCUUUAGGAGGAAGUUCUGGAUUUGGAGGAUCAGGAUUCGGUGGAAGUACUGGUGGAGGUGCUUUAGGAGGAAGUUCUGGAUCUGGAAGUGGAGGAUUCGGUGGAAGUAUUGGCGGAGGUGCUUUAGGAGGAAGUUCUGGAUCUGGAGGAUCAGGAUUCGGUGGACACGCUGGAUCUGGAGGUUCAGGAUUCGGUGGAAGUAUUGGCGGAGGUGCUUUAGGAGGAAGUUCUGGAUCUGGAGGAUCAGGAUUCGGUGGACACGCUGGAUCUGGAGGUUCAGGAUUCAGCGGAAGUAAUGGUGGAGGUGCUUUUGGUGGAAACGCUGGAUCUGGAGGCUCUGGAUUUGGUGGUGGUUCUGCCGGAUCGAGUGCCAGUGCUAAUGCCAAUGCAAAUUCUGGCUCUUCCGGUGGAUUUGGUGGUUAUGGAAGUGGCAACAUAAAGGGAUCUGGAUCAGGCAUCGGAGGAUUUGAUGGACAAGGUGGUUCAAGUGGCUACGGUGGAAGUCAUGGAGGUUCGGGAAGUUUAGGUGGAGGAUACGGUUCUUCUGGAUCAAACGCUGCUGCCAAUGCCGAUGCUAGUGCUAAUGCUGGAAGUUCAGGUGGUUCAAGAGGAUCAGGAUAUGGUGGGUCAAGCAUAUUAGGAGGUUAUGGAAAUAAAGGAUACGGUGGAGGAUCAGGAUCAAGCGCUUAUUCCGACGCUAACUCUUCUGCUAGUGCUGGUGGAUCGUCCCAUGCAACUUCAAAUGCAAAAUCAAGUGCAUUUUCGAGUGCUGGUGGAUCGGCCAAUGCCAAAGCCAAUGCUGAGGCAUCCAGUAGUGCUACAGGAUUUGGUUCGAAAUCAUCGGCAUCGAGUCAUGCAUCUGCUACUGCUGAUACUAGUGAUAUGCUCGUAUUCGUGGACUGACCUCAACAUUCCAACAACGAUUUAUCAGGCAUUCGAUAAAGCGAUUCCUAUAUGGUUCAUUUUCGCAAAGUGACCGAAGUUAUUAAUUGCACGAUUCAACUUUUUUUUCUUUGUUUUGUUUCUUCCUUUUUUUUGUUAUUCUAGCAACUUUUAUAAUUCUGCGAGUAACUUUUGCCAUUAAUGUUGUAAUACAAUUGUUUUUUGUAAAUACCUUUAUUCGAUUUUUGUGUUUUUUUAUUACUUUUUUUUUUAUAUUGAAUUAUGUCACAUUAUUUCCAAUUGUAAACAAUAUAUAAGAUGUGCCGAGUAAAAUUUUUUUUUAUAAUUUGUUUUCAUUUUUUAUUCGAAGAUAUUGCAAAAAAAAAGAUCGUGUUAUUUGGUAGGUCCAUACUUUUUAAUGGAUAUAGGAAUCGAGUAAUAUGAUAUAAUACUCGGAUUAUACAAUAUUUGCUUAACUUCCGAUAAAACACGUGACUAAUUGUUGAUAAUGUCGAAUCGAAGAUAAUAGGAACCAUUUGUUCACGUUAGAAUUAAACUUUGUACAAAACCGGUAUAGUAGUUUGUAAUACGUGUAACCAGGCAUGUCAUUGUGAACUGUAAUUGUAUUGUUCAUUUCUGUGUCUCCCUCGAGCUAUUUGUCGAUAUUGUUAAUCUUUAAUAUCUAAUAUUAAAUUAGAUAUAUAUCCUCGCUUAGAUAAAUUAUUUUGAUUUGGAAGUGACCAUAACACAUUGAUAAAACGAAAAUUAUUUCUUAUAUUUUAUGUUAUUCCCUCAAAAUCAUAGAAUUCACAUAAAAUUAUUUAGAAUGGAGUGUUUAGAAAAAAAAGAACUAGAAAAAAGAAAAAUACAGUAUUUUUAUAUUCAUUUGUUAAUAAUCUUUUAUGAAACGUAUACACGCACUCAUUUACGCACCUACGUAAUUUUCAAAGUAACAUGUCAGAAAUUUAAUUGUGAUUUGUUUUUUAACUAUGAAUAUUAUGAGAUUAGGAUGAGAAAAAAAUAUAUAUAUAUAUAUAUAUAUAUAUGGAAGAUAAAACAACUGUAAUCAACGUUCAAUUUGUCCUAAGGAUUAUUGUGCGAUUUUUUUUCUUUUUUUUUUGUAAUUCAUAUAUAAUUACCAAGAAUUACUUUAACAUCAAACAUUAUUCGUUUCGGAUUUUCCUUGAAAUUCUCCUCUAUUAUCAACUUCUUAUCUUGUAUGCGCUUGACGUAAACACUCUUUCAUUCUCGUCUCUCUUACAUAAUAUUUUACUGCGCGUCUUAUUUGUAAGCACUAAAAAUUUGAAAUAAAAUUUACGAUACAUUCGAUACACUCGGAUUGUCAUUAAAAAAAAAAUUCUUCGCUUGAUUAUUUCUUUAAAAUCGAUCUUUUCUAUUCUUUAUUUCUAAAACGAAAAGUAUUAAAAUCUAUGAUUAUAAUAAGAUUAGAUAACCGAUAGAAAUAAUAUUUGGUUUUGCAAAAGAUUUACGUAAAUAUGCAUGUAUAUGUUUUAUAUAUUUUAUAUACAAUAUUAUAUGAACUUGUGAGUUAUUACAUUUAUUUAAAUAGCUCUAUAAAAAAUUUUCAAAUUCUUCGAUAUUAGUAAACAUUUAUGUAUUUAUAUUGAUAUAUAGAUAUAUAAACAUAUAAUUAUAAUUAUAAAAUAAUUAUCAUAAAAAUUUGUUUUCACGUAAAUAAUCACGAUUUGUAUUAGUCUUUUGUUAAAAUUAUACGAUAUAUAAUUCAUUUUAUUUAUUAUCCGUCCGAUCUAAAAAACAAGAUUCUAAUCAUCUUUAAUAGUAUUCUAAUAACACAUUAGAAUGAUUUAUCUAUCUUGAUUCACGUUUUCUUUACAAUCGAAUGUAGUAAUAAUAGUAAUAAUAAUAUUCUAACGAGACAUUAGAGUAAUCCAGUAAUCUUGAUCUUUUUAUUCAAUUAACAAAUUAGUCAACGUGUUUAUUUAAUUAUCUAAUACAAGAUUGUAACUAUAAAAACAAUGGAACGAAAACGAUCUCGAUUCUUUUAUAUCAAUAAUUAUCUGUUUGAUGUUCGAAUCAA